UCUAUGAAUAGUUUUCUUUAGUUUUAAAAUUUACCAGUUUUUAACAUUUUUAUGUUAUUGAUUUAUGUUUCUGAUUGCAUCAUUUUUCCAUAGGGCUGGAAUUUACAUAUCUUAGGGCCUACCAAGCUAAUUAUUUUUUUUAAGAUUUAUUUUAUUUAUUUGAAAGAGUUAAAGAGAGAGGUAGAGACAGAGAGAGAGGUCUUUCAUCUGCUGGGUCACUUCCCAGUUAGCCACAAAGGCCAGAGCAGAGCCCAUCAUCCGAAGUCAGGACCAGGAGCUUGUUUGGGGUGUCCCACGUGGGUGCAGGGGCCCAAGGGCUUGGGCCAUCUUCUACUGCUCUUCCAGGCCAUAGCAGAGAAUUGAAUCCGAAGAGGAGCAGUUGGGACUAGAAAUGAUGCCGGGACUUCAGGCCAGGGCUUUAACAUGUUGUGCCACAGCCCUAGCCCCUACCAAACUAAUUAUUUUUAUUUUUUUUUAUUUAUUUGAGAGGUAGAGUUACAUACAGUGAGAGGGAAAGACAGAGAGAAAGGUCUUCCUUCUGUUGGUUCACUCCCCAAAUAAAUGCAAUGGCCAGAGCUGCGCCAAUCCGAAGCCAGGAGUCAGAAGCUUCUUCCGGGUCUCCCACAUGGGUUCAGGGGCCCAAGGACUUGGACCGUCUUCUACUGCUUUCCCUGGCCACAGCAGAGAGCUGGAUUGGAAGCAGGGUAGUGGAACUAGAACCAGUGCCCAUAUGGGAUGCCAGCGCCGCAGGUGGAGGAUUAACCUACUGCACCACGGUGCCGGCCCCCAAACUAAUUAUUAAAAGUAGUUUGUUCUUGUAGUGGUCUGCUGUCUGUGAAGUAUUGGGAAGUGGUACUGAGUUAUUUUGAAGGCCAAACAUCAGUACUUCUGGGUGUUCUGUUUACCUCACCUAAUGAUUAAUUAAACUUAAUCUCUUCUUAGAGUGGUGGUCUUACUGAACACAAUAGUGUCAAUGUCCUUCUCGUUAUUCAGGAAGAUGUCUGCUAUGUGAGUGGGCUUGGGACCUUUGCAAUAGUUAAGGAGACUCUUCCUAAAUACAAAUAACCACUUACUACCUUAUCUGGUUUAUAUGUUUGUUAGAUUUUCUUAAGUAAUACAUGCUUAUAAUUAUUUUUAAAAAAUCUACAAUACCUGAAUAUGGAUGUUGUAGCAUAUUUUUUUGCUUGGUUUAAUUCCAAUUCAGAUGGAUUAAGUGGCAUUUUCUCCUGUGACAGUACUGAUCAAUUAUUCUGAAUUUUUUUUAAAGAUUUAUUUAUUUGAAAGAGUUAUGCAGAGAGAAGGAGAGGCAGAGAGAGAGAGAGAGAUAGAGAAAGAGAGAGAGAGAGAAUCUUUUAUCUGCUGGUUCACUCCCCAGAUGGCUGCAGCAGCCGGAGCUGCACGGAUCCAAAGCCAGGAUCCAGGAGCUUCUUCUGGGUCUCCCACGUGGGUGCAGGGACCCAAGGACUUGGGCCAUCCUUGACUUCUUUCCCAGACCAUAGCAGACAGCUGGACUGGAAGUGGAGCAUCCAGGACUCGAACUGGCGCCCAUAUGGGAUGCUGGCAUUGCAAGUGAUGGCCUUACCCGCUACACCACAGCACCGGCCCCUAUUCUGAAAUUUUAAUCGGAAUAGUUAGUAAUAUGUAAGGAUAGAACUAAAACUCCUGGUAUAUGUACUUUUUUGGUUAAUUUCUUUUGAGAGAUGCAUCAGAGAUUUAUUUGCCAAAUAAGAGAGCACAGUGAGCAGAAUUGCCUUGCCACUAUUUGUGCAUAUCAUGAAAACCUUUGCAGCCAUGCUAUACAUGCCUCAUUUUACUUCAGGCUCUCACUAAGCAGAGGCAUGCGGAAUUUACAUUUGAGUUUGUCAUUGUGUUUGUUUUUUAAGAUUUAUUUUAUAUAUUUGAAAGACAGAGUUACAGAGAGAGGUAGAUAACAAAGAGAGAAAGAGAGAGAGAGCUGUCUUCCAUCCACUGGUUCACUCCCCAAGUGGACACAAUGGCCGGAGCUGAGCCCAUCUGAAGCCAGGAGUCAGGAUCCUCCUCUGGGUCUCGCAUGCGGGUGCAGGGGCCCAAGGACUUGGGCCAUCCUCUACUGCUUUCCCAGGCUGUCAUGAUGAAGCUGAGUCAGAAAUGGAGCACUGGGACUCCAACUGGCACCCACAUGGGAUGCUGGCAUUGCAGGCCGGGGCUUUAACUCACUGAGCCCCUGCCCCAGCCCUGUUGUUUUUUAACGAUAUAAAAUAGUCAGUCCUUGGAGUCCUUGGGUCUUCACUUGCUGGGGAAUCAUCAGCUGUACACCUGAUUAUUGUAUGUUUGUUUUUCAUGUUAGAUUGACCUUUUCCGGUUUCCCUUGUUGAGGAAGUUGGAGUCUUCAUAACACCAGCUGUGUGUGGUAUCAGUUUGGAACAAUAAUUCAGGGAUGCAGAAUAUGUCUCACGUUUGUUUCCUGAAAUUGUGCAUUGAUAUCUUUUGUCAGUACACUUCCAAAUGAAUGAGAGCAACAUUUUCUAUUUUCAGUCAUUUCAAAGGAUGGGGAGCAGACUUGCAUCUGCAAAUUCAAACUUUACUUGAUACAGCUAAUUUGCUUAAAAUAAAAUAUACACACAAGAAAUGUUAACUGAAUCAAUUUCAUAGUUGUCAGAUCCUUUCUCAUAGUAACUUGAUUAUUUGAGGUUUUUUUUUUAGAUUUUUUUUUAUAUAUUCUUUUUAAAAGAUUAUUUAUUUAUUUAUUUGAAAGGCAGAGUUACAGAGAGGCAGAGAGAGAAAGAGAGGUCUUCCAUCCGCUGAUUUACUCCCCUAAUGGCCGUAACGGCCAGAGCUGGGCUGAUCCGAAGCUAGGAGCCUGGAGUUUCUUCCAGGUCUCCCAUGUGGGUCAAGUGGCCCAAGCACGUUGGACCAUCUUCUAUUGCUUUCCCAGGCCAUAGCAGAGAGCUGGAUCAGAAGUGGAGCAGCCGGGACUCAAACUGGCACCCAUAUGGGAUGCCGGCACUGCAGGCGGCAGCUUUCACCGGCUGUGCCGCAGCGCUGGCCCUGAGUUUUCCAAUUUCUCCAUUCUAUCUACUGCUAAUUGCAUCAGGACUUUUUUCUCACAUGAAGCUUUUCGGGAUUUUUCUCUGAUUAUUUUUUUUUUUUGAAAAGUAGAAUGAGAGAGAAAGAGACGGAGAGAUAAAGAUAUCUUCCAUCUGCUGGUUCAUUCAACAAAUGGUGUCAGUGGCUGGGGCUGGGCCAGGCUGAAGCCAGGAGCUUGGAAUUCCACCUGGGUCUUCCACAGGGGUGGCAAAGCAGCAGGCAUCUUCUGCUUUUUGAGACACAUUAUUUGGAGAGCUGGAUUGAAAGUGGAACAUUUGGGACUUAAACUGAUAUGAGAUGCACGUGUUGCAAACAGUGGCUUAACCUGCUGUGCACAACACCUGCCCCUCUACCUGACGUUUUAAAACAGAUUUUAUUUAUUUGAAAGGCAGGAAUACAGAAAGGGAGGCACAGACACAGAGACAGAGAACUGAAAUCCCCCGGUUUAAUCCCCAAAUGCCUGCAAUAGCCAGGGCUGGACCAGGCCUAAGCCAGGAGUCUGGAAUUUAUCCUGGGUCUUUCAUGUGGGUUGCAAGGACUCAAGUCCUUGAGCCAUUAUCUACUCUCUAAUUUGUACCUUAAAAAAAUUAAUGUUUGGGGUGGGCAUUUGGUAUAGCUGUUAAGAUGCCUCUUGGGGCACUCACAUAGUAGGAGUGCCUGAGUUCAAGUCCUGGCUCUACUCCUGACUCCAGCUUUCUGCUUAAUAUGCUCCAGAUAAACAGCAGGUGAUGGCUCAAGUAGUUGGGUUGACUUGGGUUGAGUUCUUGGCUCCUGGCUUUGGCCUGGCACACCCCAAGCUGUUGCAGGCAUUUGGAAGGUGAACCAGCAGGUCAAAGAUCUCUCUCUCUCUCUCUCUCUUUCUCUCAUACACACACACACACACACACACACAUACUCACACCCUUUAAAAUAAAAUAAAUGAACAUUUAUCCCAGUCGUUAAGUCACUAAGACUGUAUCAGAGUAGCUGGGUCUGACACCAAGCGCCAGCUUCCUGCUAAUGCAGGCUGGGGGAGGCAGCAGUGAUGGCUGAAGUAACUGGGUUUCUGCCAGCCAUGUGGGUGACCUAGGUUGAGUUCCCACUCCUGAUUUCAAUAGAGCCCAGUUCUGGCUGUUGAGAGGCUUCAGGGAGUGAACCAGUUCAAUCUGUGUCUCAAAUAAGUUUAAAAAAUUAAGGGCUAGUCCUUUUUCUUUUCUUUUUGAGUAAAUUCUUUGGGGAAUAGCAGUCAUCAAAUAAUUCCUUAAUACAGGGUCUAAUAAUCAAUGAAAGGUUGGGAAUUCUUGAGAAGAGAGAAGUGUAUAGCUUCAUGCCUAUUUCAUAACUCUUUCUGGAUUCUUCCUAGGGUGUUAGCACUCUAAACCUGAGAUACUAGAUGUUCUUUUUCUGUCCUAGAGUAUAUUUACGGAUGUCUCAGGCUGACAAGUAAAAUAGUUACUUGCUGCUUAAUAAAUCUCCCUGGGAAUUGUUUGUUACUGUUUGGGAAGCUCCUUCUGCAUGUUAAGAUUUGACUGUCCUGUGUUUUAUUAAAAGAACCCCUUAUUCUUGAAGCAGUAACAUUUCAUUUCGACUUUCAUGCAGUUGAACCAUCACCCUAACACUGACCUGCUCUACAGACAAUAAAGUCACCAUAUAUCCAUGACCACAUUUUAGUCCAAAUGAUACAGAAUAUGUUGUCACUUGUAUUGUUUGGGGUCACAGAAACAUAUCUGGGAUAAGUGAUAGCAUGACUUUUAUCAUGAGUCAGUGGAAUUGGUUAAUCUGGACAGGAAAUUAUUGGGUAUUUUACUCACUUAGCUAACUGGACUUUUGUUUGCUUUUGAGAAUUGAUAGUAGAAAUAAUGCCGAGUACCAGCUGCUAGGUUCUGUACUGUUUUGUAUCCAGCCAGUGUUUUGCACAGUGAGACGUGAUCAUUUAAGCCUCCUUCUCAGAAAACCUUGUUGAACAAAGAAAGCAGGGGCAGGCACAUUAAGUUAGGUGGCAAUUAUCUUUCUCUGGGACAACCAUAUUUAAUAUUCAGACACUUUUGGAUUUGGCUGCCGAUGUUGCAUUUUGAAAUAACAGUUGCAUACCAAUAAUAAUAGACCCUGCAUUUGAUGGAAAAGUCCCAAUUUCUUGAACCUCCCAAUCCAAAUUCAGUUUCAAAUAAUUUCCUUAGGAGUAGGAGUAGGCAUGAUUACAGUGUCAGACUUUUUUGGGUUGUUGUUAUCACUUCCACCUAAUGGCCUGUUUUGUACUCUUACAAAAUCCAGCAGGGCACUUGUCAGUUUCCUCUUUCUAACUGAAUUUAAAACUGUUGGUUAGACCCAGUGUUCUGGCUGUAGGGAGGCUGGCAGUGUGAGUGGAGCGAGUGGCUGUGCUCUGAACAGCGGCCAUGGAAGUCGCAAGGGCAGCCAGAGCUAUUGGCUGUGCCAUGUUUCCUGAGGCAGCCUUCCCCAUAAACGUAGGUAUUUUAAUGCUGGUGAUUAGGAGAAUCUGGCAUUUGGGAGUAAGGUCCUGAGAUCUAAUCUUUUGUUUGAAAACGUGCAACAUUACGUUUUUAUGUCAUGCCCUUAAUACACAGUCCUACCACAAAAGCUUCCCAAAGAAGAGCCAAUUUCAAACUGGAGAGGAAAGGAUUUUAUGAUGCCAUUUAACUGAGAAGGCACUUAAAUGUAAUAGAUUAGGACAAGGAACAAAACAGAUGAGGCAGUAGCAAAAGAUUGACCCCAAAAUGUUGACCUUAGCUUCUAAACAUUACCUUCAAUAACCUGAAUUUUGAGUAGUCAUUCUGUUUCAGAAUUGGUACAAUGAAGAACUGUGAUCUCUUCAAAUUUGCCUAUUGGGGAUGGUGGAAUAUGAUUUUAUUCAAUUACCAUGAAACUGUUUAAAUAAUCCGUUAUAUGUUCUGCAUACUGUGUUACUUUAAAGAUAUUUUCUAUUGUCCUUAUAUUCCCCAAGAACCUUUAUUGCUGGUCUGUGCUUCUGUAUGUGUGAGUGAGGGAUCAAAAGACAAGUAGCAUCAUCUUGAAUUUGUGGAUAGGUUUGAAUCUUAUGAUUGAACCAUGGUUUAACUCAUCACUUCCCAACAUUUAAGCUGUCUACUCAAUGACAAAUGGAUUCUUUGAGAAGUAAAUGCUGCAGGAGGCUUCUGGGGGAGAUUAGUGUUGGUCUAUGUAGGAACAAGAGCUAUGUUAGAAAAAUCUUCAGUGAAAUAUUUGUUUCAGAUAAUUGUGCUUAGUGUGUGGGAAAGUUGUAGGUAGAUGAAAGGAGACCAGUGGGGAACAAGGCUGGGCUUUCUUUACUAUAGCUGAGAGAUGUAUCUGAAAAUAGAUGCUCUACACUAAAAAAAGAUAAAGGAUAUCCAAUAAUAUAACUAUUUAAAGGAAAAUUUUCUGUAAUUUACCCAUUAUAAGCUAAUUGGAAGAGUCCCAGUACACUAGCUAAGGGACUGCCACAAAGGGUAGGGCUUGGCAGUUCCUACUGCUGAGAAAGGCUUAUGCACUCUUUGUUCCUACAUUGAUCUAUGUAUGCCAGCUUUAGUUCUCCUUAUAAAUAUAAUUCCCCCAUCUAUUGGAUAUUGAUUGAUACUUAAUGACAUUUUUAUGUCUCAAGAUUAGAGUGAGAUCUAUUAUUUAGAAUACAAUAACCAUUUUAAUAUUUUUAGUAUAUGUCUAAAGUAAUUUAUUGUUUCAUUAACACAUCAGAAUGUAUCUUCAUUUUGGGAAUUUUAAAUAAUACAAAUAUUGAAAAAAGGAAGUAGAAGAAAAAGAAGGCUCUGAGCUUAGGAGUUGGAUGGAUUGACAUUGAAUUUUUUUUUUUUUAAGAUUUUAUUUAUUUUAUUUGAGAGUUACAGACAGUGAGAGGGAGAGACAGAGAGAAAGGUCUUCCUUCAGUUGGUUCACUCCCCAAAUGGCCGCAAUGGCUGGAGCUGCGCCGAUCCGAAGCCAGGAGCCAGGUGCCUCUUCGCAGUCUCCCAUGUCGUUGCAGGGACCCAAGCACUUGGACCAUCUUCCGCUGUUUUCCCAGUGCAUAGCAGAGAGUUGGACUGGAAGAGGAGCAGCCAGGACUCGAACUGGUGUCCAUAUGGGCUGCCAGCGCCGCAGACAGAGGAUUAAUCUAUUGCACCAAGUGAGCAUGUUUUUGAACACAUUAACACCGAAGUUCUAUGUGGCCCUGACAGGCACGUCUUCACUAAUAUCAGGGCUUAUUUUGAUAUUUGAAUGGUGGUAUUUUCGCAAGUAUGGAACAUCAUUCAUUGAACAAGUCUCAGUAAGCCACUUGCGCCCUCUUCUGGGAGGGGUUGACAACAACUCCUCCAACAAUUCUAACUCCAGUAAUGGGGAUUCAGAUUCCAACAGGCAAAGUGUCUCAGAAUGCAAAGUAUGGCGAAAUCCACUAAAUUUAUUUAGGGGUGCUGAAUAUAAUCGAUAUACGUGGGUGACAGGACGAGAACCUCUCACCUACUAUGACAUGAAUCUUUCUGCCCAGGACCACCAGACAUUCUUUACCUGUGACUCGGACCAUCUACGUCCUGCGGAUGCAAUAAUGCAGAAAGCCUGGAGAGAGAGAAACCCUCAAGCUAGGAUUUCUGCAGCACAUGAAGCCUUGGAGAUAAAUGAAAUUAGGUCCAGAGUUGAAGUUCCCCUAAUUGCUUCCUCUACCAUCUGGGAGAUAAAAUUGUUACCAAAGUGUGCAACUGCUUAUAUUCUUUUGGCUGAAGAGGAAGCAACAACCAUUGCUGAAGCAGAAAAACUGUUUAAGCAGGCCCUGAAGGCUGGAGACGGCUGUUACCGGCGUUCUCAACAGCUACAGCAUCAUGGAUCUCAGUACGAAGCCCAACAUAGACGAGACACCAAUGUCUUGGUCUACAUCAAAAGAAGGCUAGCAAUGUGUGCCAGAAGACUCGGGAGGACCAGGGAAGCAGUGAAAAUGAUGAGAGAUUUGAUGAAGGAGUUCCCUCUGCUGAGCAUGUUCAACAUCCAUGAAAACCUGUUAGAAGCGCUUCUGGAGCUACAAGCGUAUGCUGACGUCCAGGCCGUCUUAGCAAAGUAUGAUGAUAUAAGCUUACCAAAGUCGGCAACAAUAUGCUACACAGCUGCCUUGCUCAAAGCAAGAGCUGUCUCUGACAAAUUCUCUCCCGAGGCUGCCUCGCGGCGGGGCCUGAGCACAGCCGAGAUGAACGCAGUGGAGGCCAUUCACAGAGCUGUGGAGUUCAACCCUCACGUGCCAAAGUACCUACUAGAAAUGAAAAGCUUAAUCCUACCCCCAGAACAUAUCCUGAAGAGAGGAGACAGUGAAGCAAUAGCAUAUGCAUUCUUUCAUCUUGCCCACUGGAAGAGGGUGGAAGGGGCUUUGAACCUUUUACAUUGUACGUGGGAAGGCACUUUUCGGAUGAUCCCUUAUCCCUUGGAAAAGGGGCACCUAUUUUAUCCUUACCCUAUCUGUACAGAAACAGCAGACCGAGAGCUGCUCCCAUCUUUCCAUGAAGUCUCAGUUUACCCAAAGAAGGAGCUUCCCUUCUUCAUUCUCUUUACUGCUGGAUUGUGUUCCUUCACGGCCAUGCUGGCUCUCCUGACACAUCAGUUCCCGGAACUCAUGGGAGUCUUCGCGAAGGCUAUGAUUGACAUUUUCUGCUCGGCAGAGUUCAGGGACUGGAAUUGCGAGAGUAUUUUCAUGCGUGUUGAAGAUGAUCUGGAAAUGCCGCCGGCUCCUCAAUCUCAACAUUUCCAAAAGUGAACUCAUCACCCUUCUCCCCCCACCACCAAAACAGUUCCUCCUCCCGUAUUCCUGACCUCUACCAGUGGCCCUGCCAUCCACCCAAUUAGUCAAGCCAGCACCUCGGCAGGCCUCCCAAAUUCUGCCCUCCCUCAAUCCCUGCAUCCCAUCGCUCUCGGCCUUCCCAGCUGUCAGUUCUAACCUCCUAAGCAACUAGGCAUCCGACGAGUGUGAUUUCCCUCUUCCUUUUCUCCUCCUUGCCCCACUGCAUCUCGUUCAGGCUAGGUCCUUGUUACUUCUUGCCUGGACUCCCCCAAUGGUCUUCACUGAUCUCCUUGCUUCUAGGCUUAUUCUUUGCAGGUCUUUCUUCCAUACUGACAGAAGAAUGAUCUUCCUAAAUUGAAAAUCUGAGCAUGUCACUUCGCUGCUUGAAUUUCUCCAAUGGUUUCCCACCCAUUUCAGGAUCAAGUCCCAGAUCUUUCGCAUGGCCUCCAAGGCCCUUUAUCAUCUGGCCCUUGCUUGCGUCUUCAGCCUCCUCUCUCCCAACUCUUGCACUGACACUGCUCUUCGAGCAAAUGAAUUACUCACCAUCCUCAGCCGCACCAGGAGCUUGCACAGCUCGGUGCCUUUGCACGUGCUAUUUGCAUAGAAUGCUCUUCAUUGUCACCACCCCAUCUCAUCCACUCUACUAACACCUCUUCGUUCUUUCAUACUCAGCUUUCUUUAAAUGUCUCCUGAGCUGAGUCAGGUGUCCCUGUGUGAUCCCACAGUAUUCCAUGGAUACGUAUAUUAUCACAUUUAUUAUACUAUGUAUUAUAAUUGUUGAAAACUUGUGUGUCCAUCUAUAGAAUGUGAGCUCCUUGAGAGCAGAACUGUGUCUUCCUCAUCUCUGUAUCCCCAAAGCUUUGCACAGUGCCUUGCACAUAGAUUUUUAAUAAAUGAUGAUUCAAUAAAUAAACGGUAGUGGUCUCUGCAGAAAGAACCAAUGUCAAGAUCAGAGAAGGUUCACCAUUCCUUUUCUUUUUUUGCGCUUAGAGUCAUGGACUCUUAGAGUUGAAAGGACCUUAAACAGAUUGCCUUCAACAGGAACGCCCAGUGGAGGCCUUCUAGACCCAUCUCGAAUACUUUCAGUGAUGGGGAGCUCAUUGACUUAACAGCAAAGCCAUUUCGUUGUUGAAUUACUUGGAAUUCUUCAUGAUACUACUAAAAUCUGCCUCUCUUACAUUUCUACCUAUUAUUUUUAUUCUGCCAAAUAAUUCAACUUUCUCUUUGAAGUUCUUAAGACAGCUCAUCUAUUCACAGCCCCCUUCUCUUUCGUCCAGGCUGAAUAUUUUAAAUUUCCUUAAGUCUUCUGUAUGUGAUGGAUUUCUAACCUCAGUAUCACCCAGAUUGCCACCUUGGAUGUUGCUUAGUUAAUGGGUCUGCACUGUUUGUUAUUUUCAUCUACUCUCUUACCAAUCUCUGAGUAAAAAUAGUUGCCAAAAUUCUGAAGUUAAAGUGUAAGCUCAGUGGAAUGUGAAUACGAAUAUAUGUACAUUAGACAGUUACCGUUCCACCUUGUUUCUCCCUUACACAUGUUUUAGAGCAUAUUUGUGUAAGAAUGCCUUAGGUCCAACAGUGGUGUAGCACUUGGGAGUUUGGGUUAAGUACAGAGAUUCACAGCCUCCAGUGUGCAUAGAUUUCACCUGGCCAUGCCACCAGAAAACAAGAAUCUUGAGCGUUAAUCCCUAGGAAGCUGUAUUUAUAACCAGGCCCAGGGGAUUCUGAGGACGGAGGUUGGUGAUUGGUCUCAGCAACGCCGAACCUUAGAGCAACCGUUGGCAGCCAUGUGCUGGCAGAGCUGCUCGGUGACAGCGUCACGGGACACAGUGGUUUCAGUCUGGCUGUGCCUUGGAGCCACUGAGGGCACUUCACAGUGACUGAUACCUGCUCCCACUUCAGACUUGAUUGGUCCAGGGCACAGCCUAAGGUUGUCAGAGGCUGGGCAGUGACUCAGACUGUGUGACCAGGGCUGAGAACCAGCACACUGAAUGACAUCACUGAUCGCCCCGGAGUUUAAGCAGCAAGAGCACUGGGAGGGGAGGGGCUGGGGUGGGGCAGCUGGUGAGUAGAAAACUGCGUGGGUGUGCAGCCCUCUCUCCAGAGUCCUGGAUAGGCACGUUUGUAAUGGAGGUUAAAGGAGAGGCCAUUAUCCUCGUUUACUAUUUCCAAGCCUUUGGUUUUUCACUCCAGGAGCAAAUGAUUUUAUGAAACAUACAUCCACCUUUAGGGUCUGCAUGUUUCUCUGUGAUAGUUUGAUCAGUUGUCCGUAAGUUUCAAAGGUCAUUUAAGUAGGCUUGCUCUGGAGCCUCUGAGUGGAGGCUCCCAUUCAUCUCGUUAGGGUCUAGCAGUCUCCAGCAGGUCUGGGGAGACUUGUGGGGAAGGAAGAUGGAUGGCCUGAGAGAGACAAGCCACACCCCGGCCCCGCCCCCAGCAUCUUCUCCGCAUCCUCCUCACUGUCACUGCAUCAGGCCCAUCCUGAAGCCCCCACCCUGCACCCCACGGGUUAUCACAGCUGCCCUAAAGGCCAUUUGCAGCUUGUGAAAAUGAUUUUCUCAGCCUUCUCCCGAGAUAAUGUCCCUGGGAUAAUGACUUGGAGUAGAGGCAGGCAGAUUGCACUGCCACCCGCCAGGCUGCGCAGCCUGGGAACCCUGCAGUGUGUUUAUACAUUGGUCUGCAGCCAGCAAGGAAGCUGACAGUGACGGGAGAGCCACUGGAAAACAGUCAAAGGAGAGGUUUCAACGGCCGCCCCGCCCCCACAUGAUCAACUUCAAUGACUUAGGACCAACUCUUCCUAGAAUGUUUAGGUACCUAGAUAAGGCUGCUCAUAUAAAUAAGUUACACCCAACUCACCCCUCACAGAAUGCAGGAAGGUCCCAGUCUGACCUUCUGCUCUCAAGGGCCCCGUCCCUAUCCCUCUGGUCUCUCUCCUCCCCGGAGAUUGAGCUCCCUGACUUCUGACUCUCAUCUUCACUUAUAGGCCCUGACCUCUUUGAAGUCUGAUAUUGAUUACAGUGAAAUGUCAAUUGUCUGAUGGCACCAGGGCACCUGGAACGUAUUCAGAUAAGCAGAGGCAUUCCGGACGUGCAUGCAGCCUGUUGGGAGCCCUGACCUCCUUCUAAGUGAUGCUGUUUCAGGAAAAGGAGGAUCAGGCGAUUGAAGUGUCACUCUCUCUUUUUUAUUAGCUGAGUUGCUUUUUCUCACCACACGACAUUGAUUGAAUUAUGGGGCGCUUUGGUUAGAGAUCUGACCGUGUGUCUCUGCCCUCUGAACAGAAGUUUUCGACAUUGAGAUAGAUGGGCUGUUUCAGGGUUGCCUGGUGUUGCUCAUUCAGACUUAACUUUCCAGGCAAUAAAUUUCUCCCCGAGUCCAGAAGUGUAUGUGCCGUUUCUCUUCGUGUAUUGGUUGGGUCUCAGGCAAAGUUGUAAUGACUAAUUUUCAAACGUGUGACAAAGUACAACUAAGCAUAGCGAGCAAGGCAUGCCCCUUCAAACUUUUAAAAAUGCUACCAGAUGAAGGCCGUGGGUGUUUAUCUGGUUACCAAAUGGAAGUGUUUAGGAGCUUCGGAUGCCCUACUAGCGUGUGCGCUUCCUCCUCGUGGUGUGGGACGGAGAGGAAGACGUGGGGCAGUGUGCUAGGAAGAAGGCGGCUUAUUUGAAGACAGUAAAUUAGGCUCUCUAGGAUAGAGUUCAAAGGAGUCUUGCCCAAUUCCCCAAAGAAUGGAGCAUCCUGGAUGUGAAGGAGAGACGUAAUGCAUUCCAUGCAUUUUAGACAUUGGGACUUAAUUCUCUUGUGAAACCUUGUUGAGAAUAGCAAGUGUCAUAUAGGACAGAACAGUCCGUUGCGUCUCACUGUGCAGCGUGGGAAGAGCUGGCAGCUAUGGAUGUCAAAGAGAGUGGAGCACUCCUCUUGAUUUGGGGCUUUUUUAUUCAAGUUAAGUCAGUGCCCAAAACAAAGCAAAUCAAGAAAAAAUGCCUUUAUCUUGAACUAACCCUGUAACAUCUUCCCAUUUAUUCUGCACCUGAGGUUGAGGCGCCUGAUGUCCCCACAUUCUAGUGUGUGAUGACUUUGAGGGACACCUGUCCUCUGACUGCACUGGCUCAUGCCUCAUAUCCAGCAGUUCCUUCCCCACUCUGUCACAAAUUCAGCAGUUCUGAAUCUGUUUUUGGUCAAGUCUUUAGGAUACGAUAACUUCACCAGCAGUAUCUCCUUGUUUAUUGAGCCCCAUCUUCUAACACCUGUUGGAAUCUCUGGCUUAUCCAGACCACUUAAGCACUUAUCUCCUCUUAAUAGAGUUGAGUAUUAUGGGCAAAUGCUAUGGUUUAUUGAGCCUUGUCAUUUUCUGAUUAUAUGUGUGUGUAUGUGUUUGAAAGGGACAUGUAAUACAACACAUCCAUAACUGUGUAUAUACACAAGGGAUAAAAGUUCAUGGGAAAUGGAAUUAAAAGAUAGCUUUAUUUUGCUGCAAAAAAAUUUGAAAUCCAUGCAUAUGAGGUCUUUUAAAAGUUCAUAGAAAAUAUGCAAUUUCUUUUAGUUUUGUACCAAAAUAAAUCAUUGAAUUCCAUUCUUCUACAAACUUUUUGAAGUACCUUCAUAUAUAUAUGUUUAUGCUUAAUUCUAAAAUGUUACCGUAGUGGAAAUUUCAGCACUAGGCUUGUUCCACAUUCAUUAUCUUCACAUCACCAGGAUUUUACAACUACUUUCAGAGGCAGCUGGGGCAGUAAGUACUCAUUUCUGGAUUCAGUGUCUCCAUCAUUGUCUCCUAACUGCUUCAACAAUGGUACCCAGUCUAGUUCUAAAAUGUGUAAAGAGAUAGGUAGUCCAUCCAGUUGGGUGAGCAUCCCAAGGACAUCAAAAACUGCCACACACUUAACACUCGUCUGAAGACAGGACUUCCCUGCUUUUGCUCAAGCACAAACAUGGCUGUCUGCUCCUUAGCUGCAACCCAGCCUCACGGUCAAGGCCCUCCCAGCCGCCUCCUGACCCACUCUUAAACUCAACCUCUAAGUGUAUCAACUAAACAGAGCCACUUUGUCUCUGCUGGUCAUCUCCUUUGCUUCUCCUUUUCUGUUGAGGCUGUCUGUUGAGCCUGUAGGGCCCACCCUGCUCAUGUUUUUCAUCCAUACCCCAUCUCUAUCUCUUGAUUCCCCAACCAUCCAUUGGGAUCUCUUGCAGUUGCCUCACUUACAUCUUUCAACAUUCCUUUUCUGAACCUUCCUGGUACUUUCUUUGGGCUUCUGUCCUGUGUGGCUAUCCUGCUUGGCCAAUCUGGUCAUUAUUUGGCUCUGCCAAGGUCUUAGUGGCCCUGCUCCCUCCACCAGUGGGCCUUGAGCUUCUUCACCAGGGUAGGGAGGUGGGGGCAUUGUCCUCCAGGCUCUUACACUUGCCCAGGGCUCAAGUGCCUUACUGAGUAAAUAUAUUUAAUUGACAUAAACGAUAGAUUGGAAGUGGAUUCCAAAUUUACAGUAACCUGAGUUUCCUUCAUGCAAAUCUCAAACUUGGUGAUCAAGCUAUAAUGUGUUACAGGCCUUCUCAGUAUGCGUUCUACUUGUCUUUAAAAAAAAGAAAAAAGAAAAAUUCUGCAGUCAGUGAAUUUGGGAAACUUGCCCACCAUACGUCUUCUUGAGGACCCAAGAUCCAUAAAAUGUGUGACCAAGCAUACAUAGCAUCAUUAAGUGUACUCUCCACUGAACUUGUCUGAUUGCAGAACCACAUCCCCUCUGCACGUGAUACACACGCUCUGUAUUGUCCUGUGGGCAGUUCUGGGAGGUGUAGACAAAGCUGUGCUGUGAGCAGGGGAUUAGGAGAGAGGAUUCGACAGUUGAACCACGUGUUGAACCAGAGUGGGAUACUUUGGUUCUGAAGAGAGGUCAAGGAGACCGUCCAUGUACCCUUCUCUUCCCUGAAUGGGAUGGGGCCACCCCCUACUACCACCAAGAGAAGUCUGACUCUUGAAAGCCGUAGCUAAUGAGCAUUAUUCUCUACAUGGAAAGAAGAAGGAAUUUAGUAGCCAAAUGGUGGUCUCUGAAUGGUCGCUCAGAGCAGCUCUUUCAACAAGACACGUCCUGCCUGGAAUAGCCAGCCUGCUGCUUUCCCUGCAGCUCCUGGGGUGCCUGCUGCCACACAGCUGGUUCGGAAAUAAGCAGGGCUGCACAGGUGUUUGAGAGACAACAGGAUCCCAAAGCAAUUUACGUACAACAAACUUGACUUUGUAAAUUGCCACUUCCACUUAAAAGCGCUAAACUCAGAUGCAUGGGCAGGUGGUCUAAACUGUCGUCUUUCCAAAGUCUUCAGCCCACCUUGCCACCCAUCUGUCAUGCCUGUUUGAUGACACCUGUCAUCUUCAUGGGCAGCCAGCAUAUCCCAAAGCUGAGUGGGUCGACCUGGGCACCGCAGGCCAGCUGUCUGCGGACACUGCUCCCUUAUCUCCUGGGACAGGUGGUGGGGGCUGGAAUGUGGCUCUGCCCAUCAACCAGUGCUUCCUAUAAAGGUCAAGAUGAGAUUGCAGCCUACAGACUUGCGUAAUACAGACUUGGGAUGCACGCAUGGGUCGGAGAGGUGCGUUGCAUGUUUGUGGACAAGGUCACCCCUGACUGCCCUGUCUUUCUGGUUUCUUUGCAGUUCCUCAGCACUUUGUUUGCCCCCUUAAACUUUGUCAUGGAGAAGGUGGAGAGCAUCCUCCCAUCCAGCCUGUGGCACCAGCUCA
Messenger RNA from Oryctolagus cuniculus (rabbit), 15506 nucleotides. NCBI's taxonomy places the organism in Eukaryota, Metazoa, Chordata, Mammalia, Lagomorpha, Leporidae. The record is from RefSeq and is a predicted model, not a curated record.